Messenger RNA from Exophiala dermatitidis NIH/UT8656, 1528 nucleotides. RefSeq lists its product as uncharacterized. The coding region runs from base 363 to 1226 and encodes 287 amino acids. NCBI's taxonomy places the organism in Eukaryota, Fungi, Ascomycota, Eurotiomycetes, Chaetothyriales, Herpotrichiellaceae. The record is from RefSeq and is a predicted model, not a curated record. The transcript has a single exon.
CCUUGCGAGAAUCCCGCAUUCGGACUCCAACGCCUCUUGUUCGACUAGGAUUCAGCGCCCAUUUCACUCUAUCCUUAGAUACCUACCAUCGGCCUUGGUAUCUAAUCAUCUUUAGGUGCUUACAGCAACCCAGUUGGGGAGAUUUUCGUAGGGUUAACAAUUACGAGACAGAAGAGUCAAAAUAAACCGAGCACUACACCUGCAUACAAGUCUCACUGGAGGUACCAUUCUCACCACAUUACCACCAGUAUCGCGAGUUACUGUGGUCAUUUAUCAUCACCUUCAUAAUACUACCUUGGUUAUAUCUACUCCUACUACAUUUUACUCGCUCCAAAGAAAGGAAGAAAUAUCAUCACACCACCAUGGCCGAACCCAAAGUCGAAACCAUUAGUAAAAUCGAAAUCCAAACCUACCACCUCCCACCAACCCGACUGAUUCCUAACUCUCCACAUCGUCCGUUGAUCUAUUACCCCGGCCUCCUUCACCUUCUCAAAGACCACCAGAAGUCUCCGGCUGAUAACAAUCACCAUUCCUCUCUGGAUCCUACACGUCUAGCCACAAUCGCCUACGACACAUUCAUCUCCAACGGCUGGGACGUGCAAUGGAUCUACCGGUACGGCCGUACCCAAAGAUCUCACUAUCAUUCCUCCGUGCACGAGUGUAUGGCCGUGUUGAGUGGGAGUGCGACGAUACGAUUUGGGAUUGCAGACGGCGAAGCGGACGGCGGACCGGGAGCAAGGCGCGGAGCGAACGGUCCUACUUCCACUCACGAUCCUCCUUCCUUCAAAGGUGUUUUCAUCCACGCCCGCGCAGGCGACGUUUUUGUGCUGCCCGCCGGCGUGGCCCACAAGACGUACGACACUGAACCAAAUGCGGAAUUUGCGCUGUUGACGCCGGGGGAUGGACAUCGUAUAGAAGUACCACCUGACUCCUCUUCCACAUCCACCACCAACGCUGGAUCCGCUGCCACGGAUGCCAACGCCAGCGUCAACACAAGCGCUGCCGCCAGAAAGCGCAACGCAGUAAUCGAUACCCCGCUAUCUGGCUUCACCAUGCUCGGCGCGUAUCCCAGACUCACUGAGACCGGACAACCCGAUCCUGGGGAAUGGGACUUUGCGACGGGCGGUGAAGAUGUCGGACGGUACGAGAGGGUGUGGUCGGUGAAAAAGCCGGCGAGGGAUCCGUGUUUGGGAGUUGAUGAACGGGGGUUAUGGGGGUUAUGGUAGUAGGAAAGAACUUGAACAAUCCAUUACAGUACACACUUCCGCCCCAGGCCCUUCCCAGCAUAUAUACAUAUAUAUAUCACAGCAAGGAUCACAUCACAUCACGGCAUGAUUGGCGUUCAAUUGACUUGUCGUAUCAUUCCAUCAAUUGCUUCUGUUUUAUUGUUCUCAGACCAGAAGACCUUUACGCCAAUGCUUGAAUUUCAGUAACCUACACACCUUGGUACUUACCCACCUCGGUAUCUUUCAGUCAAUGAAUGAAUCAUGUAGAACGAAAUGUCACGUCGACCAGAACUGCAGCAAUA